AUGAAGUUUCCAGUUGGGAUUACUCCUCCUGCUCCUAAUAUGGUUUGUCGUUUAAAGAAAUCUCUCUAUGGUCUUCGUCAAGCUUCACAACAGUGGUAUGCUCGUCUCACUGCUUCUCUCAAUUUUAAAGAAAUCUGGGGAUUCUAUUUCUUCGGUGUCUGUGUUGAUGAUAUACUUCUUACGGGUAACAAUGUGGCAGAACUAGAUGAUUUGAAAUUGUUUCUAGAUGAUGAAUUCAAAAUCAAAGACUUAGGACACUUAUCUUAUUUUUUGGGAAUAGAGGUUCUUCGUGAGUCUUCUGGGCUCAUCCCGACUCAGCGCAAAUUUGCCCUUGAGCUUCUUUCUAAAUUCGAUUGCCUUGGCCUGACCUCUACUUCUUCCUCUCUGGAUCCUUCCGUUAAGUUGCAUGCUGAUGAUGGUACUCUUCUUCCUGACCCUACUGUGUAUCGUCGCAUUUUUGGGAAAUUAAAUUUUUUGACACACACUCACCCAGAUUUGAGCUUUGUCGUUCAGCACUUGAGCCAAUUUAUGCAGGCCCCACGUGUUUCUCACUUAUCUGCUGCUUUCCACUGCCUUCGUUAUCUGUUGCUUGACCCUGGCAUGGGCUUGUUCAUGUCUGCUGCCCCGUCUCUUGAUUUGAUGGCUUUUUGCGACUCUGAUUGGGGUUCUUGCCCGGACUCUCGCCGUUCUAUUAGUGGAUCUAUGCGUCAGGUGGUCGCUGAACUCACUUGGCUUGUUCGUCUGCUUGAUGACCUUUCUAUUCCACCAUCCUUGUCGGUUCCCCUUCACUCUGAUAGUCAGGUGGAGAUCCACAUCGCCACAAAUCCGGUCUUUCAUGAACGCACGAAGCAUGUGGAGCUUGAUUGCCACUUUGUGCGUCAGCAGUUUUAG
Molecule: messenger RNA, 891 nt
Organism: Nicotiana tabacum (common tobacco)
Lineage: Eukaryota; Viridiplantae; Streptophyta; Magnoliopsida; Solanales; Solanaceae
Source: RefSeq, a predicted model, not a curated record